UUAGUUAUUCCUCACCUCACCCGACACUCCUCAGCACCACCCGCGAAAAAGCAAAGCUUUUCGAAUGUCCAUGAAAGCCGGUGAAGGUGAAACCAAAAGAAUUGGAGAAAGACACAAUACAUUACCCCUCCAAAGCAGCAGCAGCAGAUGAUCAGAUCAUGGAACCGAUCGAAGCGGCGAACGGGCUGUCCUUCCGGGUCGGGUUCUCAGGCCACAGCGGCCAUCUCCGCCUCGAGCCUCUCUCCACCGUUGAGCGCGCGAACCCCGUGAACUCCGUCCCCGAUUUCAUCCUCCCUCCUGCAUUCAUCGAGGAAACUCAAGAAUCAAUUAAGGCAUACAUAGAGGAGAAAUAUCUUCGGCCGAAUUUGGAUGCUGAGGAGUUCUCUCCCGAGAAAGCUGGAAGAGAUUGGGAGUUCGACUGGUUUGACAAGGCGAAAGUACCCCUAGAACCGUCAUUGCCGCGAUCUGUUGUGGUACCAGUGUGGGAGUUACCAUUUAGACGUCAAGCAAAGCUUUCAGGGUCACAAAUAUGGGAACCCGACUCACUGGAGGUCGAUAUCUCCAAGUUAACCUCAGGGGUUCAAGAUUCUGGUUCAUUGCCCCGCAUUACUGGGCCUCCAAAAGAUUUUAUGAGGGGAAGCAUCAGCAAUCGGCCUUUCCGUCCUGGUGGUUUGGAUGAUUCACAAUCCUUUGAAAGAACUCUUCCUGAUGGAGCAUUAAAUGGUGAAUGGGCACGUGAACUUCUGAAUGGGGGUUCUGCUCAAUCUGUUCCUCCUAGCUUUAAGCAAGGCUUGCACCUUGGAGACCUCAAGGCGCAUCCAUGUUCAUGGACUGUGUAUAAGGAGCAAGGUUCAGCCAAGAGAUUACCAGAUGAAAGAGAAAAGAUGGUCGAGCUUUCUGUACAGUUUGAUGACUUGUUCAAGAAAGCUUGGGAAGAUGAUACAACUGCAGAUUAUGAGGAAGAGGCUCAUUUGUCAGAUCACGAGCCUACUGUACCAGAAGCAGAAACAGAUGAGAUUGAUGCACAAGGCCAGAUGCGUUCACUUGGAGUGCCCUUGUUGGAUGAAAUAUUGUCCGAUGAAUUAGGAGGAACAGCAGUUAAAUCAGGGGAAAAGAACCCUAACGAUGGACGUCAGCAGGAGGGGCAGGUGUGGGCUAUCACUGCAGAGGAUGGGAUUGCAGAUCACUUUCAUGAACUUGUCCCCGACAUGGCACUUGAAUUUCCCUUUGAAUUGGAUAAAUUCCAAAAGGAGGCUAUCUACUGUCUUGAAAGAGGUGAUUCAGUCUUUGUUUCAGCUCAUACAUCAGCUGGAAAGACAGUUGUUGCUGAAUAUGCAUUUGCUUUGGCUUCAAAGCAUUGCACGCGAGCAAUAUAUACAGCUCCUAUCAAGACCAUCAGCAAUCAAAAGUACAGGGAUUUCUGUGGGAAAUUUGAUGUUGGCCUUCUUACUGGUGAUAUUAGCUUGAGGCCAGAGGCUUCAUGUCUUAUUAUGACCACCGAAAUUUUAAGGUCAAUGCUUUAUCGAGGGGCUGAUAUCAUUCGUGAUAUUGAAUGGGUUAUAUUCGAUGAAGUACACUAUGUUAAUGAUGCUGAAAGAGGUGUUGUUUGGGAAGAAGUAAUCAUCAUGCUCCCAAGACAUGUCAAUAUCAUUCUCCUUUCUGCCACGGUACCUAACACAAUGGAAUUUGCUGAUUGGAUUGGCCGGACAAAGCAGAAAAAAAUUCGUGUCACAGGGACUACUAAAAGACCAGUACCACUGGAACACUGCUUGUUUUACUCUGGAGAACUUUACAGAAUAUGCGAAAGUGAAAUUUUCAUCCAACAGGGAUUGAGAGCUGCAAGAGAUGCAUUCAAGAAGAAGAAUGCUCCUCCAGGUGGGGCUGGUAAUGGGCCAAAGGCUGGCCCUUCACCAGUUCGUGGUGGAGGUCAAGGAGAGAAGUGUGAAAAUUUCAGUCGCGGAAAGCUAAAUAAGCAUUCUGGUGCCCAUAAUUUGGGUAAAAGCUCUGGGAAUGGCGCAGGAAAUCAGGGCAAUGGUAAUGGCGAUAACAACUGGGGUUUGAGAAGAUCAGAAGCAUCUUUGUGGCUGCAGCUUAUUAACAAGUUAUCUAAGAAGUCCCUAUUGCCAGUGGUGGUGUUUUGCUUCUCCAAGAAUCGAUGUGACAGAUCAGCCGAUAGUUUAACUGGGACUGAUCUCACAAGCUCUUCUGAGAAAAGUGAGAUACGUGUUUUCUGCGACAAAGCAUUUUCACGGUUGAAGGGAUCUGACCGGAAUUUGCCACAGAUUGUUAGAAUCCAAAGCCUUCUUCGGAGGGGGAUCGGUGUACACCAUGCAGGUCUGCUCCCAAUUGUUAAGGAAGUUAUUGAAAUGCUUUUCUGCCGAGGUGUUAUUAAGGUGUUGUUUUCUACAGAGACAUUUGCUAUGGGGGUUAAUGCCCCAGCAAGAACAGUUGUAUUUGACUCGCUGAGGAAGUUUGACGGGAAAGAUUUUAGAGAAUUACUCCCUGGAGAAUACACUCAAAUGGCUGGACGUGCUGGGAGAAGGGGCCUCGACAAAUUUGGUACAGUUAUCGUGAUGUGCCGUGAUGAAAUCCCAGAAGAAAGUAAUUUGAGGCAUGUCAUUGUUGGUAGUGCGACUAAGCUAGAAUCUCAAUUUCGGCUGACCUAUAUUAUGAUCCUUCAUCUCCUUCGUGUUGAAGAACUGAAGGUAGAGGAUAUGUUGAAAAGAAGUUUUGCUGAAUUUCAUGCUCAGAAGGGUUUGUCUGAAACUCACACACUCCUAAAGACGAUGCUUGAUCAGCCUACAAAAUCAAUAGAAUGUAUAAAAGGUGAACCAGCAAUCAAAGAAUACUAUGAGAUGCAUGAGGAAGCUGAGCGUCUCAACAAUGACAUAGCAGACUCGGUCAUGCAGUCCCCUGUUGCCGCGCACUUCCUUACUCCUGGAAGAGUUGUAGUUGUGAAAUGCCAGUCUGGCCAGGACCAUUUUCUUGGAGUUGUCAUUGAAGCAGAGGCUGGAAAAAGGCAAUAUAUUGUCUUAACGCUAAGACCUGACUUAGCACCAACAGUACAAAGUUCUCCUGGCAGCGGCAACCUACAGGAUGUAAAGGUUUCUGAAUUCCAACAAGGUUCUUUCCUGCUACCAAAGUCAAAACGUCGUAUAGAGGAAGAAUAUGAUUCUGCUUUUACUUCUCGAAAACGAUCUGGUGCCAUUAGAAUACAAUUGCCCCAUCACGGUGCUGCUUCUGGGAUGAGUUAUGAGGUUAGAAGAGUUGAGACCAGGGAAUUUCUGUUCAUGUGCUCUAAAAGGAUUCAGGUUAAUCAAGUUGGACUUCUUGAAGACGAUAGCGCUGCUGCUUACUCCAAGACUGUUCAACAGCUUUUGGAUUUGAAGUCUGGCAGAAGUAAAUAUCCACCAGCUCUGGAUCCAGUGAAAGAUUUGAAGUUGAAAGAUGUUGAAUUGGUGAAUAAAUAUCGCCAACGGGACACGCUGUUGCGGAAGAUGACAGAGAAUAAGUGUCAUGGAUGUAUAAAAUUAGCGGAGCACAUGAAGUUAGCAGAGGAGAUAAGGAAGCACAAGGAAAAGGUUGCUGAACUCAAAUUUCAAAUGUCAGAUGAAGCCCUGCAGCAGAUGCCAGAGUUUCAGGGCCGGGUGGAAGUCCUGAAGAAGAUUGGGUGCAUAGAUGCUGAUCUUGUCGUUCAGCUAAAAGGUCGUGUUGCUUGUGAGAUGAACUCAGGGGAAGAGUUGAUAUGCACAGAGUGUUUGUUUGAUAAUCAACUCGACUGCUUGGAACCAGAAGAAGCAGUAGCUUUAAUGUCCGCUUUCGUGUUUCAACAAAGGAAUACUUCUGAACCAACCCUUACGCCAAAGCUAUUGGAGGCUAGACAAAGGUUACACGAAACAGCAAUAAGACUCGGCCAGCUUCAAGUUGAGCUCGGGCUACCAAUAAGCCCUGAGGAGUAUGCUCAGGAGAACCUCAAGUUUGGUCUGGUCGAAGUUGUUUACGAAUGGGCAAAGGGCACUCCAUUUGCCGACAUAUGCAAGCUCACAGACGUCCCCGAAGGCCUUAUAGUACGAACUAUCGUCAGGCUCGACGAGACAUGUCGUGAAUUUAAGAAUGCUGCCUCUAUUAUGGGAAAUUCUGCACUACACAAGAAGAUGGAAGCUGCUUCGAAUGCAAUAAAGCGAGAUAUCGUGUUUGCUGCUAGCUUGUAUAUCACAGGAGUUUAACAAUCAUGGUCUGUUUUUGGUUUCUUUUCUCUAUUUGUCAUAUAUUUGGAUUAAUUAGAACCAUUAUAUUGAGGUAACAAUGGUAAAUUUUUAUUAAAAUAUCUACGUACCUGCUAACUCCUUUAUCACU
This is a messenger RNA of Punica granatum (pomegranate), 4356 nucleotides long. The record is from RefSeq and is a predicted model, not a curated record. Lineage: Eukaryota; Viridiplantae; Streptophyta; Magnoliopsida; Myrtales; Lythraceae.